UGCCCAUCACGUGGCCCCUGAGGAAAAAGGGGUGAUUUUUGGUGUAAAUCUAGACUGUAAUUCUGUAAUAUAUCAUUGGACCUCGUAAAACCGACACUAAAACUUCUUGGCAUAUAAAUCACUUAUCAAAUUAUGAGUUCAUUGUAUUACGCGAACGCGUUGUUUUCCAAAUACCAAGUGGCGAGUUCAGCCUUCUCUAGUGGCGUGUUUCCCGAGCAAACUUCUUGCGCCUUUUCGUGCAGUUCGCAACGGGCCAGCGGCUACGGCUCGGCUUCUUCCGGUGCAACGGUCUCCUCCACAUCUUCUGUCUCCCUGUCGAGCAUGUACACUAACGGUGGUAGUCUUUCCAGCCAGACUCAAGGCAUGUACCCCACUGCGUAUGAGCUGGGAGCUGUCUCUUUGAACAUGCACAGCUCUCUGUUUGACCAUCCGAAUCUACCCAUGGUGAGCGCUGGCGAUCUCUGUAAAGCGCAAAGCAGUGGUAAGGAAGAGCAGAGGGGCUACCAUCAAAACAACGAAAACAACCUCCGUAUCUAUCCGUGGAUGAGGAGCACAGGUGCUGACCGGAAAAGAGGCCGUCAGACAUAUUCCCGCUAUCAAACUUUAGAGUUGGAGAAAGAAUUCCACUUCAACCGUUACCUUUCACGACGGCGGCGUAUAGAGAUUGCACACGCCCUGUGCUUGACCGAACGCCAGAUUAAAAUCUGGUUUCAAAACAGAAGGAUGAAAUGGAAGAAAGAGAACAAAUCAACGGGCCGCAGCUCUCCUGCUGCUGACCAAAUCGGGGGUGACGACGAAGAGGAAGAUGAGUAGCGACGCAAGUGACAUAAAAAUAGACUGUUAUAUACUAUCGAUUCUGCUUUCAUUCAGGAUUCACUGAGAUGAAAAAAAAAGUUGCUACUUACAAUACUGUGGGCAAAGUAUCAACGUCGUUUACCUUGUGUUAGAGGAGUUAAUGUCUAGACUCGUAAAUAUAGUAAUACAAGUAAUUUUAAAACACACUUUAAUAUAGAUGUAUACAUUUAACACUCAUACUGUAUAAUAGCCUAAAUUAUAUAUAUAGGCUUAAUACUAGUGUUAAUAAUACUAUAUCAUAUGUUUCAUAUAUUUGUGACAUAUUUGUGGCCUGUUAAGUUCGACCUGCGGGGUAAAACACAGAAGGGAGCAAGCUAUUUUUUUUUUCUUUCUAAAUUUGGUAUACCCCUGUUGUGUAUCUAUGUGUAAAUUUUUGUAUGUAUAAGCAUUUUCCCUGUUCAUAGGCUAAGUGUUAAAAUAAACGAAUUCUGUACUGCUGACUGCAA
Molecule: messenger RNA, 1301 nt
Organism: Ctenopharyngodon idella (grass carp)
Lineage: Eukaryota; Metazoa; Chordata; Actinopteri; Cypriniformes; Xenocyprididae
Gene: hoxb7a
Product: homeobox B7a
Exons: 2
Coding region: 133-813 (226 amino acids)
Biological process (GO): regulation of transcription by RNA polymerase II; anterior/posterior pattern specification
Cellular component (GO): nucleus
Molecular function (GO): RNA polymerase II cis-regulatory region sequence-specific DNA binding; DNA-binding transcription factor activity, RNA polymerase II-specific
Source: RefSeq, a predicted model, not a curated record